UCUAACAACUGCGGGCGUAACGCUUUCCACGACCAAGCUCGAAGCAAUCCACGAUGCACUUUGGACCGAAGGGGGUGGCGGCACGCUUGCCACACGAGGUGUCCCCAGACUACAGUACUAACUGAGCGUAUAUCAUGCAUCUUUCCACACGUUCUUUUGCGAUUAUGUUUAACUUCAUUACUUCUAUUUUAUUACCCUAUAAUUCCAGUGAUGCAUUUUGCUUGCGCUACCUGCCUUCAAACAUGGCCUUCGUGGAGGUCUCGUGAUCAGCAUAUGGCUACCAAGUCCCACCGGGCUCCUGAAUUCGAAUGCGACACAUACGAACGUUACUGCACCAGCCAACAAGCCAUCAACCAGCACAUGACUGCUCUGAACCACUGGGCGGAUUCGUCUUCUGAAGAACCCGAACUCUUGCAACUACGACUCUUGCUCUGA
Molecule: messenger RNA, 435 nt
Organism: Colletotrichum orchidophilum
Lineage: Eukaryota; Fungi; Ascomycota; Sordariomycetes; Glomerellales; Glomerellaceae
Exons: 1
Source: RefSeq, a predicted model, not a curated record